Dichotomopilus funicola is the source of this 792-nucleotide messenger RNA. RefSeq lists its product as uncharacterized. Gene Ontology annotation, molecular function: protein kinase activity; ATP binding. Bases 1 to 792 code for a protein of 263 amino acids. The record is from RefSeq and is a predicted model, not a curated record. The transcript has a single exon. Lineage: Eukaryota; Fungi; Ascomycota; Sordariomycetes; Sordariales; Chaetomiaceae. Gene Ontology annotation, biological process: protein phosphorylation.
AUGCGCCACCCCCUCCUCGUCAACGGCCAAGUUCAAGUCCUAGGCCAAACCCUCAACAGCGUAAUCUACGCCGUAGCAACCGACAAUCCCACUACCCAUCUCGCCAAAGACAGCCCCACAGUCCUGAAAGGCGGCACCGUCUGGUACGAAGGCCGCGAAGCCCUCGGCCCGAACAAGCCGGCGGACGAAACCGACACGGUGCUACGCAAAGAAGCAGCCAUGUAUACCGCGCUGGGACCCCGCCCGCGUAUCCUCCGGUUUGUGGCGCUUGAAGAGGCUGUUCUUCCGGGCGGGGGGAUCGACGAUCCUAGAAGCGUUGGUGAGGGUGAGGGUGAGGUGAGGAAGAAGAAGGCGUGGGGGUUAAGGUUGGAGAGGGCAUCGGUGGGUGGGAGUAUAAGGGAACGGAUUCGGGGCACGGCUGUCUUGAAGCAGCUGCCGGCGCCGGCGCCGGCGCCGGAUGUAUUGACCCGGCUGACCCCGGCGGCGCAGUUCGCGGAGGGCGUGGCGCAUAUUCAUGCAUGUGGGAUUAUAUGGGGGGAUUUGUCGACGCGAAAUGCGCUUUGGUUUGAUGAUGGCGUUGAGAGUGGUAGUGGAAAGGGUACAAAAGGGCUGCUGAAACUCUGCGAUUUCGCCGAUUCCGAGUUCUUCGCGGACUACUCAACCGAGUGGUACGAUUGCGAAUCGAGGUACUGCCGGCCGGGGUCCACGCGGCCGCACCGGCAGCAGCCGCCGGGACAGACGCUGGAGUGGGAGAUCUCGGCGCUGGGGAGCGCGGUGUACGAGAUAGUGUAG